AUGACUGGCCGCGGUAAGGGAGGCAAGGGUCUCGGAAAGGGAGGAGCCAAGCGUCAUCGUAAGGUGUUGCGCGAUAACAUCCAGGGUAUUACGAAGCCCGCCAUCCGUCGUCUGGCCCGCCGUGGUGGAGUGAAGCGUAUCUCCGGACUGAUCUAUGAGGAAACCCGGGGCGUGCUGAAGGUAUUCCUGGAGAACGUGAUCCGCGAUGCCGUCACCUACACCGAGCACGCCAAGCGCAAGACCGUAACGGCGAUGGAUGUGGUGUACGCGCUGAAGCGCCAGGGCCGUACGCUGUACGGUUUUGGAGGUUAA
Anopheles marshallii is the source of this 312-nucleotide messenger RNA. RefSeq names its product histone H4. Gene Ontology annotation, cellular component: nucleosome. Gene Ontology annotation, biological process: nucleosome assembly. The record is from RefSeq and is a predicted model, not a curated record. The transcript has a single exon. Lineage: Eukaryota; Metazoa; Arthropoda; Insecta; Diptera; Culicidae. Gene Ontology annotation, molecular function: DNA binding; protein heterodimerization activity; structural constituent of chromatin. The coding region runs from base 1 to 312 and encodes 103 amino acids.